AUGUUGAGCCCACGACACGGAGACGAUAUGGAUAUGGACAUGGACAUGUCGUCCAUGAACAUGUCCUCUACCAUGUCCGGCCGCAUGAACGCCUCGCAAAUGAACAUGGUCUUUUUCUCCGCCAGCACAACACCACUCUUCUCGUCAAUGUGGAUGCCUACCUCCACUGGCCAUUAUGUUGGAACAUGCAUCUUCCUCAUCGUUCUUGCCUUUCUUUAUCGCGCAUCUUUCACGCUCAAGCACGUGCUCGAGAAGAAGUGGCGCAGUGUCGUCGUGCAGCGGAGGUAUCUCCUUGCAGACACUACGGCGGCGAAGCGCGUCUCCAUGGAUUCGGAUGCCAAGGAGGCGGUCCUAACCGUGGAUGGAGUUGAAGAAAGAGUGCGGGUUGUGAGCCAGUCGAGCGACGAUGUGCAGCCAUGGAGAUUCAGUGUAGAUCUUCCGAGGAGUGUGCUGGUUACUGUGAUGGUGGCGGUUGGAUAUCUUCUCAUGCUCGCAGUAAUGACCAUGAAUGUUGGCUAUUUUGCGUCGAUUCUUGGUGGUGCGUUCGCCGGCGAGGUAGUGUUUGGCAGGUUUCUCGACUUUCAGACGCAUCAUUAA
Messenger RNA from Pseudovirgaria hyperparasitica, 597 nucleotides. RefSeq lists its product as uncharacterized. Gene Ontology annotation, biological process: copper ion transmembrane transport; intracellular copper ion homeostasis. Gene Ontology annotation, cellular component: plasma membrane. Bases 1 to 597 code for a protein of 198 amino acids. Gene Ontology annotation, molecular function: copper ion transmembrane transporter activity. The transcript has 2 exons. NCBI's taxonomy places the organism in Eukaryota, Fungi, Ascomycota, Dothideomycetes, Acrospermales, Acrospermaceae. The record is from RefSeq and is a predicted model, not a curated record.